AUGCGCAGCGUUCCCAUUGUUGCGGUUAUUAUUCUUGUUAUUUUUUUUUCCGCCCUCCUCCUUCCCGCAGCCUUUUUAUUUCUUUGUGAUUCACUUCUUCCUCGCACCCUCUCUUUCCAAAUUUCAUCCGCAACGAUCUCGCUGUGCUUUGCCAGCGUGAGAGAGAAACGGAAAGAGUGGGUGCGAAGCGACGCCAUGAAGAAGCUGAACGUGCUCCCCCUCUUUACUCUUCCUUUUUUUUUUGGUGUUUCGCGAUGUAUCUUCGUUAUGGUCUUUUCCGUUGUCGCAAAAAGAAAAAAGAAGAAGUCUUCUUCUUCUAUUGUUAUCAUUAUGGUAGAGAAGCGGUGGAAUGCACACAUUCAAAGAAACGAUGGCGUCUUCCAUGCGCAGCUGGGCGUGCGAUCGAAUGAAACUCAAUGCGCGUCGCAGCUUUCGGGUUUUCCGGCUCUUGCUGCACCGCGGUUUCGGCGACAACGAUCAUGCUGCCCGGUGCGCUAUUUAUUUUUUCUAAAUACAAAUACUGUUUCCUUUUCUUCGUUCCUUCUGCGAACAGAGUGUCGGAGGAAAAAUGGGCGUAAAAAACACCCUCAAAAAGAACCUCAAAAAAGAAAAGAAAAACACUCUCUGCAAUUGCUCAACAACGUAAUGACGUAA
This is a messenger RNA of Leptomonas pyrrhocoris, 654 nucleotides long. RefSeq lists its product as hypothetical. The transcript has a single exon. The record is from RefSeq and is a predicted model, not a curated record. The coding region runs from base 1 to 654 and encodes 217 amino acids. NCBI's taxonomy places the organism in Eukaryota, Euglenozoa, Kinetoplastea, Trypanosomatida, Trypanosomatidae.